Messenger RNA from Aureobasidium vineae, 1131 nucleotides. The record is from the annotation of a GenBank genome assembly. NCBI's taxonomy places the organism in Eukaryota, Fungi, Ascomycota, Dothideomycetes, Dothideales, Saccotheciaceae.
CAAGAAGGAAACUCGGAAAUGGCUGAAGCACAGAAGAAACAAUGGACUGGCAAGGCCAUAGUGGCGCGCGACACACUAGCCAACAAAGGCUGGAAAAUGGAGGAGGUCACCACGCAAGAGAUCAAAGAGGACGAGUUGGUUGUCGAGCUCGUAGCAAGUGGUAUCUGCCAUACAGAUAUCAUGUGUGGUUCAGGCACCGGAAACCCAGAUCUGUUCUACUACCCGCGCGUCCUGGGUCACGAAGGAGAUGCGGUACUAUUGUCGUUUGACUGGUGCGGUAAUUGCGAGUCUUGCAAAGGCGGCCUGCCAUCGCUGUGCUACGAGAGCAUGCCGCUGAACUUUGGCAACAAGGCUACCUUCACAUCUGCCAGUUCCACAGAUACGACGGAGAUAGCUGGCAAGUUCUUUGGCCAGUCCAGCUUUGCUCACUAUAGCGUAGUGAAGCAAAACAGCGUUGUCAAUGUCACCAGCCUCGUCAAGAGUAAGCAAGAAUUGCAGGCUUUUGCUCCAUUAGGCUGCGGCUUGCAGACUGGAGCUGGCACAGUGGUCAAUGUCGCGAAGGCUACGCCCAAAGAUUCGAUCGUGGUGCUUGGAUUGGGAGGCGUUGGCUUGAGUGCUAUCAUGGCAGCAAAGCUAUCUGGCUGCAGAACCAUCAUCGGAAUCGAUCGUGUGGAUUACCGUAUGGAGACAGCAAAGUCUCUAGGCGCUACACAUGUGGUUGACACAUCAAAGCUCCAAGAUGGCAAAACUGUCAUCGAGGCGGUUCAGGAACUCUGCGAGGGUGCUGGUCCUGCGAUCACCAUCGACACGACGGGUGUGCCAGUUCUCGUCAAAGCUGCUAUCGAGAUGACACGAAAGGGUGGCAGGAUCAUCCAAGUUGGAUCGACGCCACCAGAUUUCCAGGUUGAGUUGCCAGCGUUUUUGUUCAUGAAUAGCGGUAAGGCAUACAUGGGAGCGAUCGAGGGUAACAGCAUAUCUUCCGAGUUCAUUCCAAAGAUGAUAGGGUGGUAUCGCGAAGGCAAGUUUCCAUUCGAUAAGCUGGUCAAGCUUAUGCCAGCAGAGGAGUUCGAGAGGGGUAUCCACGAGAUGCACACGGGCGAGACGGUGAAGCCUAUCAUCACUUGGUCUUAG